UAAUCAUUCUAAGAAGACGCAACCCUUUUAACUUGUCUAUUCUUUUUUUCUUUCCUAAUUCGUGUACCUUUUAUUCUUCUUUGUCUUCUUCUUUAUCGAAUGCUGUAUAUUAUUCCAUCGUCCUAAAGUCAAGGAAGUCAAAUCGUUUGAUGGACGUUGCUCGAGGUCGAGGGUCGAUAGUACUAUACAUAUACACGAGGAGGGGUCGUAGCGUGCCCGAAUCGUUAAGUUGGAACAGUCGAUGAAUCGGAUAGGCGACCAAUUUAUCCUCUUCCAUCAAGCUUAAGCAGUGACAAUGAGGCGACGCAAACUUUCUCUCAGUAAUAACGAAGAGAGGGAAGUAUAGAGUGCACAUCAUUAUGCACUUUAACGAGUGAUUCCGAGCGUGGAAUAGUCGGACGAUAGAGACACGUGAUUAUAAGAAACAUAUAUAUAUGUGUGUAUACGUACACACCGCAAGUAUAAACAAAUACAUCAACGUGAAGAGUAAAAACAAAAAAGAAGAUAAAGGAAAAAAAUUGAAAAUUAAAAAGAGGAAGUUUCUAUUAAAAAAAAAACAAGAGAAAAAUUAAUUCAUUUAUACAAUGUGGAUGCUUAAGAAGAGGAUGAAAAUGGUGAGGGGAGAAAGAAAAAUGGUGGAAUUCAUUAAAUAGCCCAUUCUCGAGCAAGACUUCCUUUUCUCCUCCUCCGCCUCCUCUUUCUUUACUUUUCCUUCUUAAACGAAGGAAAAAUGGGUAGUCAAAACGACACUCGAAACAGCGGCGUUACAACCACAACGAUUUUAACUCUAAGGAUUCUCCUUGGGGCAGGAUUAUUAUCGCAUCUUCUUUCGCAUGUCCUUGCUCAAACGGAGGACCCACAAACCUCUUUAGAAACAACUACGUCUACUGCGACUACUACGACGUACGAGCAAACGACUACUUACAUCAUUUCCGGAUCUUCUUCUUCUUCUUCUUCUUCUUCUUCUUCUUCUUCUUCCCCUUUGGCAGAGAACAAGUCCGACCUUUAUAAAGUGCCAACGAAACCCCAGAAUCUCACGUCACGUGGAAUAACGUCGACAACCAUAGAGCUGUCAUGGUCCGAGCCAGAAAGUGCCAACGGCGUCAUAGCUGGCUACCGUGUUUAUUAUAUGCAUUCCAAUUACACCGAUGUUCAAAUGCACAAGAUGUACGACAACAGUGGGCCCAACGUCGAGUUCGUAUUAAAAGAUUUAAAACCUUACAUCAUCUACGAUAUUUGGGUGAAAGCAUAUACGUGGAAACACGAAGGUGAACCAUCCGAUCAUAUAUUUCGUAGGACUGAUAUUGCUGGACCAAGCGAGCCACAAAUUUUAAAUUUGACUUGUCAAUCGUAUAAUUCAGUUUAUAUUCAAUGGGCAAGACCAACGCUCUUUUGGGGUUCCGUCGAUUAUUAUUAUAUCAAUUAUCGUCAGGAAACUAAUAAAUAUUCCGAAGAAAUCGAAUUAUCGGCCGAUAAGAAUCAUCUUGAAAGUGGCAUGAUUAUACAUAAUUUAACAAUGAACACGGUCUACGAAUUUAUCGUACGUGGAGCAACAAAAAGUACCAUUAAUGAUCGAUUGAUCAUACAAGGAGAAAGUUCUGCACCACGAAACGUUUUGGUUACUCACGAUUGCGAUAAGAUUCCACCGUUGAAACGUCGUAGCAGCAAGGAUCUCAGCGCUGGUGUGAUAGCUGGCAUGGUUUGUGCUUGCUUUGCCGUCAUGUUAGCAAUAACAGCCUUCGUUCUUUGGAAACCGAUUUUCAGAAAAUGCUUUCACACGGCCUAUUACUACCUGGAUUAUCCACCACGAAACGUGCCGACUCUCCAAGAAUGGGAAAACAGUGAGCAAGAUGGCGAAAGGACCGCCGUAAGCGUUCAACAAUUCGUUCAACAUGUCGCCAAGCUGCACGCCGACGGUGACAUCGGUUUUAGUAAAGAAUACGAAAUUAUACAAUCCGAGAGUGGAGGUUACACCGUCGAGAACUCUCAAUUCGCUGAAAAUAAAGCGAAGAAUCGAUAUCUCAACAUACUCGCAUAUGAUCACACGCGUGUACAAUUAUUAUCGUGCGGCGGAGGACCACCUAAAAAAGGACAAGAUUACGUCAACGCGAAUUACAUCGAUGGAUGGCAACGUGCACGAGCUUACAUUGGCACUCAAGGACCAUUGCCACCGACCUUCGAUGGUUUCUGGCGAAUGGUUUGGGAACAACGUGUAUCAAUCGUUGUGAUGAUCACUAAUCUUGUCGAGCGUGGUCGCAGGAAAUGUGAUAUGUACUGGCCGAAAGAAGGCACUGAAACUUAUGGUUACAUUCAAGUUACUUUAGUCAGGGAAGACAUCAUGGCAACUUAUACCAUUCGUACUCUUCAAAUACGACAUCUCAAGCAGAUUAAGAAGAAGAAGAAUGGGACCAAUAUGGGAGAACGUACGAUAUGGCAGUAUCAUUAUACUGGUUGGCCUGAUCAUGGUGUUCCUGAUCAUCCUCUACCUGUUCUCAGUUUCAUUCGGAAAUCAUCCAAUGCUAAUCCACCUGACGCUGGUCCAAUAGUGGUUCAUUGCAGUGCUGGUGUUGGACGUACUGGGACCUAUAUUGUGAUCGAUGCAAUGCUGAAGCAGGCAAAGAGCAAAAACGAAAUCAAUGUAUUCGGAUUUUUAAAACACAUUAGAACGCAGAGAAACUUUUUAGUUCAAACAGAGGAACAGUACAUUUUCAUUCAUGAUGCUUUGCAAGAAGCUAUCGAAAGUGGAGAGACCAAUAUAGAAGCUAAUAAUUUGAUGCAGCAUAUUCAAGACAUGCUAUGUCCGUCCAACAAUAAGACAGACGCCUGGAAUAACUUAGAUUCUCAAUAUAAACUCGUAACGUCCUGGAAACCAAAGGACUUUAAUCUCGUGUCGGCGACAAAAUCAUUUAAUAUUCAUAAAAAUCGUAAUAUGGAGAUUAUACCUAUCGAAAAUGCUCGUGUACAUUUGACUCCAAAGCCUGGUGUUGAUGGAAGUGACUACAUAAAUGCAACGUGGUUCUCUGGGUUCCAAAGAAAUCGUGAAUUUAUUAUAACUCAACAUCCAAUGGAGAACACCAUAAUGGAAUUUUGGCAAAUGAUGUGGGAUCACAAUGCUCAAACUAUCGUAAUGUUGACUCAAUGCGAUAAGGAAUAUCCUGAGUUCUGGCCAACGGAAGGAAAGGAUUUGGAAUCGGAAACAUUUCGAGUACGAUUAUGUGGUAUUAAAGAAACAGUCAAUGGAAUCAUUCUACGCGAGGUAGCCGUCAGAUCAUUACAGGACGAUUACGAAUUAAGUGCAAGAAUCGUUCAAGGACCACUCAAUCAAGUUGGUUUAUGGCCUCACAAUAAUAACCCCAAAGUAUUUGUCAGUGUGAUACAAGACUUUCAUAGAGAUUAUCAAAAUGGUCCAAUCGUCGUUAUGGAUAGGUACGGUGGUGUCGAAGCUGCCCUUUUCGUUCUGCUAACAACUUUGAACAAACAACUCGAGUUCGAACAAUCAGCAGAUAUAUACAUGUUUGCUAAAUUAUUAUAUAUGAAAAGACCAGGUGUAUUUCGAUCGAAGGAGGACUACGUAUUACUUUACCAAUGUUUGGAAACAAUGCUGUCGUCAAAAGUACGCGGUGAACCGGAUCUUUACGCGAUGGCUAAUGGACAUGUGGCAACAAUGAGUAAUAACGAUCCGAACGAGAUUAGGUCAGCUUCGUCGAUGCAGCACAUAGCGACAAUGGAUUAUCCCAUGAAGUCAGCACCACCAAUGAUACGAGAAUACGCGACGGUGGAGGUGAGCACCGAGUACUUGUCCGACUAUACAAUCCCCAUAAGGGUGGACCAUCCGAUCGAAUCUUCGUCAAGCAAUCGUGGAAGUGAGACUUGUCUGGCCGCUCAUGGUAGCAACGAUCAUGGCGUAUCCGAGAAGAGCAUUGUGGUUAGCCAAAGGAAUGUUAGCUAUCACAAUCAUCCACCGGGUGUUUCGGUGACGGUAGAUGCAAACGGUUACAUCACAAACGGCAGUAUGCGCGUACCACCUGAGGGUAUGGAGGCGAGCUGCAAAAUAUUACCGCAAUGAUGUCGGCCUAUCUUCGGUUGCAGCGUCGCCUCAGGUCGUUCAGAACCGCUGUAAUCGACAGUUUCGUCCCAAUAACCGGAAGUAUAUUUCGUCCCUCAUGACACCAGAAGGAGCUGUCCGAUUGGAAAGAUCUUCGCACAAUGGAAAAGCUGACCGUUCGAGUAUACAAGAUCAGCCUCGGGGG
Molecule: messenger RNA, 4250 nt
Organism: Polistes dominula (European paper wasp)
Lineage: Eukaryota; Metazoa; Arthropoda; Insecta; Hymenoptera; Vespidae
Product: Protein tyrosine phosphatase 99A
Biological process (GO): protein dephosphorylation
Molecular function (GO): protein tyrosine phosphatase activity; protein binding
Source: RefSeq, a predicted model, not a curated record